AUGCUCGAUACUUUAUGAAAUGAAACUCUGAGCUUCGAGCUUUUUGACAUCACUACAUUAAAUUGGUUGCAUAGUUGCCUGCCAUUGCUCAUCUAAUACUUGGAAAUAUAAUAAAAUCAGCACCCAAGCAAACCAACAAAAUGGAAGAUUUAAAACAAGCUAUUUUAAAUAUGAUGGCCGAACAAUUAGAUGAUGGGCUCAAACAAUUGGAAGAGGCGGCUGCCAAUUUGAGAAUGGAUCAGCCUGAGGGUUCUCAGAAUCAGCAAUUACUGGACGAUCCAAAACCUAUUACUGAGGAGAACAAGUUUGAAUUGAAUCAAACAAAUUUAAAUCUGCACGAAUUACAUAUGCUUAAAAAGGAGCUGGACACCCAAGUUGCCAUAAGUCGCCAUCAAAAUACAUUAAUCCAUGAUCUCAAAGGUCAAGCGGAACUUGAUUUGGCCAAAAUUUAUGAAUGCCAGACCAAGCUGGUCAAAAUGGAUGACAAAUGUUAUAAACUAGAGCGUAAACUGUUUAAAAUGCAGAAAAAAGAGAACCUUGGAGAAGAAGAACUAGGAGACGAAGAACUUGGAGAAGAAGAACUUCAUUUCCAAAUCGAUAAACUUCAAAAGGAACUGGAGGCAAAAGAUGAUAUAUGUCACCAGUUGGAGCAGCAAAUAUCCCAAGUAUAUGAGAAUCCAGAAUAUAUCGAAAUGCGCAAACAGUUACUUGAUCAUCUUAAGGAACAAGAAGAGCUGCAUUUGCAAGAAGUGAAUGAGCUUCGAAAGGAACUGGAGGCAAAAGAUGAUAUAUGCCAUAAGUUGGAGCAGGAUGUCGCCCAUGUUGGUGAAAAUCCAGAAUACAUUCAAAUGCGACAGCAGCUUCUCGAUCAUCUUAAUGAACAAGAACAACUGCAUUUGCAAGAAGUGAAUGAGCUACGAAAGGAACUGGAGGCUAAGGAUGUUAUAUGCCAUAAGUUGGAGCAGAAUGUCGCCCAUGUUGGUGAAAAUCCAGAAUACAUUCAAAUGCGACAGCAAUUGCAGGACACUAUUAAAUGUCAAGAAGAAGUUCAUUUACGAGACAUAAAUGAGAUGCGCCAAGAGCUGGAUCUUAGAGACAACAUAUGCUUGCAGAAGGAGCAGAAAAUAGAAGAUCUCGAGGAGCGUCUGGAAUUGAGUACUUCUUGUGACAUAUGCAUGGAAACUUUCAAUACUUCCAGUCAUCGCUUGGUAGCAUUGUCGUGUGGUCAUCUCUUUGGUGAGUCAUGCGUUCGAGAAUGUUUGCGCAGAAAUCCUUUAUGUCCAGAAUGUCGCACUCAUGUUUCAGUAAAUAAUAUGCGCUAUGUGUUUCCGCGUUAUUUGUAAUUUCUUUAAUCAA
Drosophila albomicans is the source of this 1356-nucleotide messenger RNA. RefSeq names its product involucrin-like. Gene Ontology annotation, molecular function: ubiquitin protein ligase activity. NCBI's taxonomy places the organism in Eukaryota, Metazoa, Arthropoda, Insecta, Diptera, Drosophilidae. Gene Ontology annotation, cellular component: nucleus. The transcript is spliced from 2 exons. Gene Ontology annotation, biological process: interstrand cross-link repair; protein ubiquitination. The record is from RefSeq and is a predicted model, not a curated record. The coding region runs from base 141 to 1343 and encodes 400 amino acids.